Messenger RNA from Encephalitozoon hellem ATCC 50504, 678 nucleotides. RefSeq lists its product as uncharacterized. Lineage: Eukaryota; Fungi; Microsporidia; Unikaryonidae. The record is from RefSeq and is a predicted model, not a curated record. The coding region runs from base 1 to 678 and encodes 225 amino acids. The transcript has a single exon.
AUGACAGCAGAAGGGAGCAGCAAUGAGAUGAUAGAAGAAAGCUCGAUCACCAUUUCUUCGAACAUGGCAGAUAACGAUGCCGCCAUCCGUGAAGCCGUUCCUUCAGAACCAACAGCCUCCGAGGAUCAGAGAAAAAUAAGGCCCUACCUUCGAAGCAGGCUUUGGAUAAAGAAGGAUGCCGAUUACGAUUUGGAUCCCUCGUAUGCCGACAGGAUUCUUGACAGGUUUAUUUUCCAUAUAAAUGCAUUGAGAGAAGGAAGGACAUACGAAAGGGACAUAAGGGAAGAUGCCUUUUACUACAAGUACACGCCGAUCUCUGUCUGCGACAUCGAGACCAUCAGAGGCUCUUCUGAUCUUCAAAGCAAAAUGGGAUGCAAGAGAUUGAGGGAAAUUUCUCUUCUGUUGGUUGACUACUGCAUGAAGUUCAACAGAGACGGAGAGGACCUGAUUGAUCUCGAAGUUGGCGCCAUAGAUCUCCCAGACGACACAAGAGCCCUCGUCAAGGAAACCGUCAUGAGGAAAAAGAGAAUCGUGAGUCUCUUGCAUAAGGUCAGAAACCACAUAGGAGAAAUAAUACUUAUGGGCGAGAAGUGUCAUAAUCACAUCGAAAAGUCAAGUGCUAUAGCUUUUAAAGAAAUCUCGUCUCUUGAGGAUCAAGUCUCUGGACAUAAUGAAUGA